Toxorhynchites rutilus septentrionalis is the source of this 3690-nucleotide messenger RNA. RefSeq lists its product as uncharacterized. The coding region runs from base 265 to 3690 and encodes 1141 amino acids. NCBI's taxonomy places the organism in Eukaryota, Metazoa, Arthropoda, Insecta, Diptera, Culicidae. The transcript is spliced from 2 exons. The record is from RefSeq and is a predicted model, not a curated record.
UAAAAUAAAAUAAUAAAACGCUGAAUCUUAAUGAUAUAGGUUACGGACUACACGCUAGUUGGGCAGUUAGUUGAAGCAGAAAUCAAAGGACUAGAAGAAUUGAAAAGGAAACUAAACGUAAAUUAUAUCUCCAUAUAAAAUCGGAUCGUGUAAAUUUUAUUUCCGUCCCGGAGGAUAUUAUUUCGGAAAUCUUCAGUCCUGUUGAUCGAAGUUCAACAUCAUAUAAUUUACAUUUAACCAACUGACUAAUCGACUGCCGUCACAAUGCCGGGUCGUACCAAACCAACAGCGCGAUCGGAAAAUGUCCCGUCAAAAAACCCAGUGGUAGUAAUGAAGGAUUCGACGCCGAAACAAGAUGAAACCAUCCCCGGUCGGUCUUGCAAAACGUGUGGAGGAGCCGAUACGGAUAUGGUUCAAUGCGACCAGUGUAACAAAUGGCAUCACUUCGCGUGCGUGGACGUAACUGCGGAUAUAGAACACCAAAGCUGGGUCUGUCCCAACUGUGUUGCCACAAAAGGGCUCCAGCAACAAAGUUCGAAUCCCGCCAAAAACUCUACGCUAGCCAAAAGUGAAGCAGGAUGCAGCAAGCAGAAACCUGCGAUCACCCCGAAUCAAUUGUUUACAGCAGUUCCAUCGCUCAAGCAAACUGAUGAGAUCUUGCCGUUCAAGACGAUGUCACUGAAAGAGGCCAAAGCCAGCAAGCAGUAUAGCAGAAAGGCAGUUUCGGAGCAACCACGGAGGGUAUCACCGGCUGCUGCUCAUGCUUCGACGAAUAAUGAUCUAGUAAAGUUGGAGCUUCUGAAGCUAGAAGAGGAACGUGCUCUUGAUCAAAUGGAAACUUCAAAGAGGCGUUCGUACGUGGACAAAAAAUAUAAUUUAUUACGACAGAUGACUCAGCCGUUUGAAGGAAGCCACCACGGAGGCAUGAGUUGUGUGGGAAGUUGGGUCUGCGACGUAAACCGUGUACAGCAGGAGGGAGCGAUGAGCAACGUAUUCAAUCCUCAGCAACAUUCGACGUGCAACCAAAGCCAAGUAGUCAAUGAAAACAACGAGAACCGAUCCAUACGACUGACACGAGAGACGCUGCGAUCCAGGGAAUGUUUAUCACAAAAUGAGGAGAGAAUUGAUUCGAGACCUAUGGAUCAAUAUAGGCGCAGUUCCGUAAUUCAAACUGAUCAUCCCAGUCAUCUAGAUCCGAUCGCGGAUAUUCCCCCUCACCAUAGCCAUGUUAUCAAUCCCUCCGAAGAUAGACACGCUCCCGUGAACUUCGACAGCAUGCCAUCGCAUCCUACCGUUGUCAACCAUCUCGAAGGUAGGCGCGUUCCAGUAAAUCUCGGUCCCUCCGCAUCGCUUACUCCCAUAGUACAAACACGUGAGGUGCUUUCGAAGGAACAUCUAGCUGCUCGCCAAGCCAUCCCGAGAGAUUUGCCUCUAUUCUCUGGCUGUCCCGAUGACUGGCCAAUUUUUCUAUCAACUUUCAAUAGUACUACGGAGAUGUACGGUUUCACUCAUGCUGAAAACGUGUUCAGACUGCAAAAGUGCUUAAAAGGCAGAGCCUACGAAGCGGUCAAAAGUCGACUGAUGCAUCCAUCAAACGUCCCGGGCAUAAUUGCCACCCUCAAAAUGCUGUUUGGCCAACCGGAGGCCAUUAUACAUUCGUUAAUGGCCAAGAUCAAUGCUUUACCAUCCCUGAGGGAGGACAAAUUGGAAACCAUUGUCGACUUCGCAGUAAGUGUCCAAAACUUCUGUGCCACCGUGGAUGCUUGUGGGCUAGAAGACCACCUUUACAACGUUGCACUCCUACAACAAUUGGUAGGUAAACUUCCUCCAUCAAUUAAGUUGGAUUGGGCCUACUAUCGUCAAUCGAUAUCCAGAGUCAACUUGGCGACUUUCGGAAACUGGUUGUAUUCUCUAGCCGAAGCGGCUAGUACCGUGACAACUCCAAUAUCCUUUGAACCAAAUAAAAUUAGAAAAGAAAGCCAUGGUUUCAGAAAAGGAAACGUCUUUCUCAACGCACAUACUGAAUCUCCAGACGGACCCUCUACAGCAAUAUCUAGUUAUCACUCCUCUGUGAAGAUGCCAUACGUGCCGAUAAACGAAUGUCCUGUAUGUAAAGGGGGCUGCAAGACGGCAGACAGAUGCAAGAGAUUUCAGGAGCUUUCCCGAGACGCAAGGUGGGCCGCUGUAAGAGAGUUUCAUUUAUGCCGCAAGUGCCUCCGCCAGCAUAAUGGAAAAUGCAAAUCAAAACCCUGCGGUAGAAAUGGAUGUACUCUAUUACAUCACGAGAUGCAAGUACAGCAAGCCACACCGUCACAGAGUGCUACUGCAAUUCAGCAACCAGGUACAAGUCAAUCAUACGGAUGUAAUACUCAUCGUUCAAUGCCAGGCGAUGCACUAUUCCGCUAUAUUCCCGUGAUUCUUCGCGGUCCCAGUAGAACAUUAAAGACAUUUGCCUUCUUUGAUGACGGUCCUGAAUUGACACUUCUCGACCAAGAACUAGCCGAUGCACUUCAACUUGGAGGAGAGGUUAGUCCACUGAGUCUACGUUGGACAGGCGGUAAUGAGCGCUUCGAGGGUACCUCUCAAAUCGUAAGCCUGGGAAUAACCGGGAUUCAGAAAGGCAACGAAGAAUUCCGUCUCCACAAGGUGAGAACGGUGAAGGAGCUGCUGCUUCCUUGUCAGUCACUCAAAAUGAACGAAUUAGCUGACCUCUACCCGCAUCUUCGACGCUUGCCAGUCGAUUCCUAUCAAAACGCUCAACCGCGUCUUCUUAUCGGCGUGAAGCAUGCCCAUCUCGGUUUGAUUUUAAAAUACAAAGAAGGUUUGAUGAACGAACCGGUAGCAGCAAAAACACGCUUAGGAUGGACCGUUUUCGGUGGAAGCUCAAAUGAAUCACAGAAUGUUGUGCAAUGCGCUUUUCACUCCCCGGGUUCGGAUGAAGACUUACAUGUUGCAAUGAAAAAUUUUUUCGCCUUGGAGGGUCUUGGAAUCGUAAAGCCAGACAACAUCCCACUAUCUUCAGAGGAACGUCGAACACAAACACUUCUAAAAACCCUUAUCAAGCUCAAAAACGGUCGUUACGAAUCGGGAUUACUCUGGCGCUACGACGAUAUUCGUUUGCCUGAUAGUCGAGAGAUGGCUCUCCGUCGGUUUUACUCCAUGGAAAAACGUAUGCAGAAAGACUCGGUCUUAGCGGAAACUCUUAACUGCAAAAUCAACGAAUAUCUUCAGAAAGGAUACAUCCGAAAGAUUUUACCACAGGAACUAUCUCGAACAUUUUCCAGGGUCUGGUACCUGCCAUUCUUUCCGGUUACAAACCCAAACAAACCCGAGAAGAUCAGGAUCGUUUGGGACGCCGCGGCCUCAGCCUACGGAAAGUCGUUAAAUUCCGCGCUCUUGAAAGGUCCGGAUCAAUUGUGCUCGCUGUACUCUAUCUUGCUUCAGUUCCGUGAAAACCGUAUCGGUCUAACAGGAGAUAUUAGGGAGAUUUCCACCAAGUGGAAAUUGUGGAAGCCGACCAGCAAUGCCAGCGAUUUUUUGGCGCAAUCCAGGAGGAGAUAUCGAGACGUACGUAAUGAAGGUUAUGACCUUCGGAGCAUGCUGUUCACCGAGCUGUGCGCAGUACGUUUAAAACGUCAAUGCAGAACGAUUUGUCAAGCAGUUUCCAGCCGCUGCGGACGUAAUCAUUAA